Molecule: messenger RNA, 927 nt
Organism: Pelobates cultripes (western spadefoot toad)
Lineage: Eukaryota; Metazoa; Chordata; Amphibia; Anura; Pelobatidae
Source: the annotation of a GenBank genome assembly
AUGCCCACGUGGCCCUUAACAUAUUGUAUCCCAACGUUCAAUGCUAGACCAUGGCACGAAAAGGGCCUACAUAACUUAACCCACUUCUACACGGGAACUAAGCUAACAGAUUUCGCUGCACUGCGCUCAGUUCAUGGGAUCCCACAGGCCUCCCACUUCUCUUAUAGACAACUCCAAUCCUUCCUACGCAAAUACGAACCCCAUGACCCCACAACACACGAAGUAGGGAUACAGAACCCCACACUGUGGGAACAGAUAUGCCUGGACAAGUGCCUGCCUAAAUCAUGCAGGCCGCACUCCAUGUGUUACAAACUACUCUUAGAAUACUCCCCACUCCCUGACACCACACCUGUGAAACAGUGGUCACUAGACCUCAAAGAAGGGAUCUCCCAACAAACAUGGAAUGACAUCAUUAUCUCUCCAAAAAAACUGGUUAAAUCAGCCACUCUCCUUGAGCAACAUACGAAAAUGAUAUAUAGAUGGCACUUAGUGCCCGCGAGGCUGCACAAACUUUACCAAACUAGCUCCCCACAAUGCUGGAGAUGUGCAUCUCAUGUCGGUAUUGUACUGCACACAUAGUGGCAAUGUCCGCUGAUUCAACCGUUCUGGGAAGAUAUACGCAAAAUACUGUUAGAAAUUACACACGUAGAACUAAAAUACGACCCACGCACAUGCUUGCUGCUCUCGCCCCCCUCAGAAACACCUCCACACAUUCGAAAAAUCGCAUAUCACCUGCUGCUUACAGCACAACGGGUGAUAGUGAGAAAUUGGAAAUCUAGCCUAACCCCAGCAAUAGAGAUAGUUCUCUCAGAACUAGACAACCAAAGAAUAUAUGAACAACGUUUCACCAACAUAUGCCCCCCUACCGUAACAAAUAAGGCGGCCUGGGAAGCCUGGGAGACAUGGAGACAGACACACCGCAAAUAG